Molecule: messenger RNA, 766 nt
Organism: Helianthus annuus (common sunflower)
Lineage: Eukaryota; Viridiplantae; Streptophyta; Magnoliopsida; Asterales; Asteraceae
Product: sigma intracellular receptor 2
Exons: 2
Coding region: 92-592 (166 amino acids)
Cellular component (GO): endoplasmic reticulum
Source: RefSeq, a predicted model, not a curated record
UGGUUCUACUCAAAUAACAAACAGAUCUUUCCAAGUUUACGCACAAAAUCAAACCAAGAAGAUCAAAUCCAAUCAACCCAAAGAAGCAACAAUGGGAGCAUUGAUGAAGCUAAUCGACACAAUCUUGAUCAUCUUCUUCCUCAUAAUCGCGAUUGCAGCCCCACUUCUCGAUGCUCAAACAUGUCUCCCUUCCAACAUAUUCCCGGACAUCCUCGUACACCUCAAAACCUGGUACACCCACGAAUACGGAGAUUAUUUGGUCUCUGAAAAACCCCAUUUUUUCGUCGGCCUGAUUUGGGUGGAGCUUCUCUUCGCUUGGCCCCUCUCGAUUGCUUCUAUAUAUGGUAUUGCUGCUGGGAAAUCUUGGGUGCGCACCACCUGUUUGAUGUAUGGUGUCUCCACUUUGACUUCUAUGGUUGCAAUUCUAUCAGAAAUGGUGGGAUCUGGAAAAGCAUCAGAAAAGCUAUUGAAAAUGUAUUACCCCUUCUUGGGUUUUGCGGUUUUAGCUAUCUUGCGGGGGCUCUUACCGCAUUCUAGUAAGUCGAACGCGAGUGUCACACGACCUGCGGUGGCCAGGAAAAAACGAGCUUGAAUGGUUUACCAAGAUUAGCAUUAGCGGGCCACAUGUCACUAAUCUUCAUAUCUUCUGCUGAUGUAUAUGAAAAUUCCAUUUUGAGUUUUGCAGCCUUUGUAUGAUUGUAUCACUAAAUUUGUGUUAUGAACUAAUGCUAAUCUAUAACUUAAUCACCAUUGAUUUUUUUUUUUU